Messenger RNA from Geosmithia morbida, 1089 nucleotides. RefSeq names its product glucosamine-6-phosphate deaminase. Bases 1 to 1089 code for a protein of 362 amino acids. The transcript has 2 exons. Gene Ontology annotation, cellular component: cytoplasm. Gene Ontology annotation, molecular function: identical protein binding; glucosamine-6-phosphate deaminase activity. NCBI's taxonomy places the organism in Eukaryota, Fungi, Ascomycota, Sordariomycetes, Hypocreales, Bionectriaceae. The record is from RefSeq and is a predicted model, not a curated record. Gene Ontology annotation, biological process: N-acetylneuraminate catabolic process; N-acetylglucosamine catabolic process; carbohydrate metabolic process.
AUGAGACUCAUCAUCCGUGACGAUGCCGAGGCCACGAGCGCCUACGUGGCGCGGUACAUUGUCGACCGCAUCAAGGCCUUCCAGCCUACUCCUCAGAACCCCUUUGUGCUGGGACUUCCCACAGGGUCAAGUCCUCUCGGUGUAUACCGAAUGUUGGUAGAAAUGUACAAAUCCGGCCAGUCUUACCACACCUUCAUGUGGACCAACCUCUUCGCGCACGUCAACAUCCACCCAUCAAACGUGCACAUACUGAACGGUAACGCGCCCAACCUCGAGGCCGAGUGCGUGUCGUACGAGGAGGCCAUCCGGUCAGCGGGUGGGAUAGACCUCUUCCUCGCCGGCAUAGGGGACGACGGGCACAUCGCCUUCAACGAGCCGGGAUCCAGCCUGGCCAGCCGCACGCGCGUCAAGACGCUGGCCUACGACACCAUCCUCGCCAACUCCCGCUUCUUCGGCAACGACGUCUCCCAGGUGCCCCGCAUGGCUCUGACGGUCGGGGUCCAGACGGUCCUGGAGUCCCGCGAGAUCGUCGCCAUCAUCCUCGGGCAGCGCAAGUCCCUCGCCCUCCAGAGGUGCGUCGAGCAGGGGGUCAACCACAUGUGGACCCUGUCCAGCCUCCAGCUGCACCCGCACCCCAUGAUCUGUGUCGACGAGGACGCCACCCUCGAGCUCCAGGUCAAGACGGUCAAAUACUUCAAGUCCAUCGAGAAGGUCGCCGUCGAACAGGGGUUCGAGCAGAUCCUCCCCUCCAAGGUCCGCACCGGAAACAGCACCGCCACCGGCAGCAGCGACGGAAACCAAGCCGCCAACGCCCAGGAGGUCCACGUACCCUUCAUAGAAGCCCCCAUCGCCACCUCACCUACCAUCCUCGCACCUCAACCCACCACCUCCCGCCUCUUGCGUCCCACCACUCCCGCAAACGAGUACCCCGUUCGCUCCGUCUCCCCGGACGUAGACCUUGUCCCCGACCGUAUGGCUUCGCGUAUCCCCGAGAAGCCUCAGCUCACUCAGCGCCUCACUCCCAAUCCCGAGAAGCAGCUUCUCAACGGGAAUGUCAACCACCACCAGCCUACUCCCAUCGUCAUCUAG